Molecule: messenger RNA, 1962 nt
Organism: Anopheles coustani
Lineage: Eukaryota; Metazoa; Arthropoda; Insecta; Diptera; Culicidae
Gene: dy
Exons: 3
Coding region: 1-1962 (653 amino acids)
Source: RefSeq, a predicted model, not a curated record
AUGUAUGCCGAGUGGCUGACGCUGGCCGACGAGCAGGUGGAAGUGGUGAAAUCGGUGAGUCCUGGCGACGAUGCGACCAAGCGUGAUAACGACUCCGACCAGGUCGCGCUGGAAUCCGUCGAUCAGGAUCUGCAAGGAUCGGCCCCGGUGCAGUCCUAUCCCCAGCAUCUGCCGCCGCCACACGGUGGGCACGGGCCACCGCACGGCAAGCAUGGACCGGGACCGCAGCACGGCCCAGGGCCGCACCAUGGACCGCUGAUGUCCCAUGGACCAAACCGUGGUUCGCUCGGACUCGGCCAACCGUUUGGGCCCCCGCCGCCCCCGCCGCCACCGCAGCAGGGCCCGCACGGCUACCCGGUGGCGCACGCGUACCACGGGCCGCCGCCCCCGCCGCCACCCCAACCAUCGGCCGGCCACCUGAAGGCGGCGGCCAGCGAGCUGAUCGCGGAGAAGCUGUACGGCCCGCCGCCCCCGCCGCUGGCGCCGCCGAGCGGGAACGAGCUGUGGUCGUCGCCGCUGCAGGACAUGCCGAAGAUCGUGUCGCUGGACGUGAAGUGCGAGAAGCAGGGCAUGAAGGUGUUCGUCCAGUUCGACAAGCCGUUCUUCGGCAUCGUCUUCUCCAAGGGCCACUACAGCAACGUGAACUGCGUGCACCUGCCGGCCGGGCUCGGCAAGACGUCCGCCUCGUUCGACAUCGGCAUCCACGAGUGCGGCACGGCCGGCAACACCGACAACGUGCUGUACAACGGCUACUCCGGCACCGACACCAACGCCGGCUCGUACUUCGAGAACAUCAUCGUGCUGCAGUACGACCCGCAGGUGCAGGAGGUGUGGGACCAGGCGCGCAAGCUGCGCUGCACCUGGCACGACCAGUACGAGAAGUCGGUCACGUUCCGGCCGUUCCCGGUGGACAUGCUGGACGUGAUCCGGGCGGACUUCGCCGGCGACAACGUCGGCUGCUGGAUGCAGAUCCAGGUCGGCAAGGGCCCGUGGGCGUCGGAGGUGUCCGGGCUGGUGAAGAUCGGCCAGACGAUGACGAUGGUGCUGGCGAUCAAGGACGACGACGGCAAGUUCGACAUGCUGGUGCGCAACUGCAUGGCGCACGACGGCAAGCGCGCCCCCAUCCAGCUGGUCGACCAGCGGGGCUGCGUCACCCGCCCCAAGCUGAUGUCGCGCUUCACCAAGAUCAAGAACUUCGGCGCCAGCGCCUCCGUCCUCUCGUACGCCCACUUCCAGGCCUUCAAGUUCCCCGACUCGAUGGAGGUGCACUUCCAGUGCACGAUCCAGAUCUGCCGCUAUCAGUGCCCGGAGCAGUGCACCGACCCGGGCGUCCUCGACGUGCACCACCUGUCCGGCGGGCCCGAGCACCAGCAGUACGGGCCGCCACCGCCGCCACCCCCGUCCGCCUCCGCCGGCUCCCAGUCGCAGGCGGCCGGGCCACCCACCCAGUCGCUCGAUGCGCACGUCUUCGCCUCCAACCGGAAGCGGGACGACCGGCGGAUCCGACGCACCCGUGCCGCCCCCGCCGACCAGAAGGAGGACGUCGGUCUGAACCGCGUCAUCCGCGUCGUGUCACCGGGCGACCUCACCUUCCCCAUCGGCCCGGGCGGCGCCGCCCACAACGACUCGGACGGUGCGGCCACGAUGGUGUUUUCGGCGCGCGACGAAGGCCUCAUCUGCAUGACGACGCCCGGCUUCACCGUCACCAUCGUCGUCCUUCUCUCGAUACUGCUCGCCUCCUGCGUCACCUCCGCCUUCCUGUGCGUGCGCCUCAAGCCGUUCGCGCUCGGUGGCCCGCACGCCGCCAAGGAGCGCUCGGUGGCGUUCACCAACCCGCACCUCACGCCCGCCACCGCCAGCGGUACGCUCAAGUCCACCAAGUCCACCGUCACCAGUGCCAGCUCCAACGCCACCGCCACCACCACCGCCACCGCCACCAAAGCGCGCCUCUUCUACACCUAA